Messenger RNA from Dictyostelium purpureum, 624 nucleotides. RefSeq lists its product as uncharacterized. The transcript has a single exon. The coding region runs from base 1 to 624 and encodes 207 amino acids. The record is from RefSeq and is a predicted model, not a curated record. Lineage: Eukaryota; Evosea; Eumycetozoa; Dictyosteliales; Dictyosteliaceae.
AUGGCAACAAAUAAUACAACUAUUGGUAUAAUAGGUACAACUGGAAGAGAUAAAUCUCGUCCAUUAAACAAAAAGCAUUUUGAAUUUAUGGCAGAUGUUUUAGAACAGUAUUUAGAAAAUCUUUUUAACGAACAUAAAGAAAUCGAAAGGGAUAAUGUGACACUAUAUUCGGGGGGUGCGGCAUGGGCAGAUCAUACAGCAGUAGAUUUUUUUUUAAAGAAUUCAGAAAAAUGUAAAUUGGUUGUAUAUUUACCUUGUCCAAUAGUAGAAAAGCAAUUAGAUGAUGGAACUAAAGUAUAUAAAUUUGAAGACAAUGGUACCAAAGGAGUUUCAAACCCAGGAAGAACAACAAACGGAUAUCAUGAAAAUUUCAGUAAACAAAUUGGUAGGGAUACAAUAUUAGACAUUGUGAAAGCAAAAGAAUUAGGCGCUAUUAUCGAUAACAGUGUAUUAGGUUUUAAAAAUAGAAACACGUGUAUAUCAAAAGCAGAUUUCUUAGUUGCAUUCACCGGUGCUCCUGGUAACGCACCUCUAGGGGGUGGUACUCUUGACACAUGGAAAAAAUCAAAUUCAAAAUAUAAAAGUCAUAUUACUAUACCUGAAUCAUUCACAAAAAUUAAUUAA